GAUUGUUUUGUUGCAGCACAGGAAGAACAACUGUCAAAUUUCAGAAAAGUUUGCUGAAUACAGCAAGAGCAGAAACAUUUAGCAUGUGAUUUAAUCUCUCAUAUCAGAACUAAUAAGCGGAUAUUACUGAAUUCCAUCCAAAUAAGAGACACUUGGUUAACUGGCAGUUUAAUAUUUAGCUCGUUGGUUUGAACCAGCAGCGUUGUUGCAGUCAGCAGUUCAAAGUCUGCGCAUUUAUUCUGUUACGCAAAGUCGUGCUGCUCCAGUGAUGGCAGAUCCCAGUCCUCCUAAAACUCUGAACUUUAACGUCGGUGUCCUCGGCCAUGUGGACAGCGGGAAAACGUCUCUCGCCCGUGCGCUGAGCAGCACCGCAUCCACCGCAGCCUUCGACAAGAACCCGCAGUCCAAAGAACGAGGCAUCACGCUGGAUCUCGGCUUUAGCGCGUUUACGGUGCCGUUACCGGAGCACCUGAAAGAGUCCUGCGGGGAAAGACAAUACGACAGUCUGCAGUUCACACUGGUGGACUGCCCGGGACAUGCCUCUCUCAUACGCACUAUUAUUGGGGGUGCUCAGAUCAUUGAUCUGAUGAUGUUGGUGGUUGACGUUGUGAAAGGAAUGCAGACACAAACAGCAGAGUGCCUUUUAAUUGGUCAGCUCACCUGCUCUCAUAUGAUCGUCAUCCUCAACAAAACAGACCUGUUGCCUGGUGACAAGAGACAGGCGGCUAUUGACAAAAUGACCAAGAGGAUGCACAAAACUCUUGAGAACACAAGAUUUAAAGGCUGCCCUAUUAUUGCUGUGGCAGCAAAGCCAGGUGGUCCUGAGGCCCCAGAAACAGACGAGCCACAAGGAAUAACUGAACUCAUAGAUUUAUUGAAGGCCCAAGCCUUCUUUCCUCGUAGAGAUCCAUCAGGUUCUCUUCUGAUGGCUGUAGAUCACUGCUUCUCCAUCCGUGGUCAGGGAACAGUCAUUACCGGCACCAUCCUACAAGGGUCACUCAGUGUCAAUGAUAAUGUAGAGAUACCAGCAUUAAAGGUGACUCGCAAGGUCAAAUCUGUGCAGAUGUUUCGUAAGCCAGUUCCCAGUGCUAUGCAAGGGGAUCGGGUCGGUGUGUGUGUAACACAGUUUGAUCCAAAACUGUUAGAACGGGGUGUGGUAUGCACACCAGGUUCAUUGCAGACUCUUUACGCUGCUGUUAUAUCCGUCCAAAAGAUUGAAUACUAUCGCGGAGCACUUACCAGCCGUGCAAAGUUUCACAUCACUGUUGGACAUGAAACUGUUAUGGCACGUAUUUCAUUUUUCAAUCAAGUGAUUCUUGCCAAUGAAAAUGGAGACUGUAACCCCACCUCUCCAGAGCAAAAUGCUAAAUCUUUCUCAUUUGAUUGGGAGUUUCACCACUUGGAUGAGUAUUUGACAUGUCAGGCAGAAGGUGGGAAUGGGGAGCCACAGCAAUGGGCUUUACUUGAGUUUGAACGUCCGGUCACAUGUCCACCAUUUUGCUUAGUGAUUGGGUCACGACUGGACUCAGAUAUCCAUGGUAACACAUGCAGGCUUGCCUUUCAUGGAAAGCUUCUGGAAGGCUUUGAGGACAAAAACUACACAGAGACAGCACUGCCUCGGCUCAAAAUCAGCAAAGACAAGCAGAAAGAAGGAGCAGUGGAACGGGUGACAGAUGACUACACUGUGAUUGGUCGAAACCUGUUUAAGAAGGAGACAAACCUUCAGCUGUUUGUGGGUUUAAAAGUUACACUGUCAACAGGAGAAACGGGAUCCAUUGAAGGUGGCUUCGGCCAAAGUGGCAAAAUCAAAAUCAGAAUACCAGAGGGGCUGAAAGAAGAAACCAAGCAGCUUCUAUCCUCUUCCUCUAAGAAGAAGGGGAAGGGUGGGGCCAAAAAUGAAUCCUCCAAAUCAGAGGAAACUAAGCCCGAUGCUCAGCCAGUCACAAUACAUUUGAACUUCAAACGCUAUAUAUAUGAUCCCCAAAAAAAGAUGGUACAGUCCUGAACAUCAGUCCAAUCAUUCCUAAUAAAUGCUGACAGGAAAGGGACAGAAAUAACCAACACUGAACAAAUACUACUAAAGUCUAGGAUAUGAAACAGAAAUGUCUUGUACUUGUUUUCUUGUGUGCAAAGUUUCUAUUCUGUUACUUUGCAUUUGUAUUAUUCCUUCAAAUGGGGAAUAAUAAAAAACAACAAAAAAGAAAAGAUCAUUCCUUUACUUAAUAAAUUCUGCUAUAUGACUGCUAGUAAAACAACUCUAUUAGCUUAACUGCUGUAGUUGCAGUGCACUGUAUUUUGUGAUUUACAUUUUGUUUGCAAGAGUGAGAAAAGUGUUUGUAUCUUUGAGUUUGCCAUAUCUAGAGUGGUUGGGACAUUGCUUUAGGGCAAAACACAUUGUGAGUAUAGGCAAAUAUUUCUGUUGGCAAAUCAUGGGCAAAAUGUGUUUCCACACACCCCACCGUCAGUUACUCUACGUUUAAAAAUAUCCUUUUUUCCAUAUGUAUGUUCCACUGUUUGUGUAUGUAUGGUUUUUUGUGUGUGUGCAAAAAACAAAACAAAAAUAACCUUAAUAAGGCCAACAGUAGGUCUUAUCAUUGUUCAUUGAUUUGCUUCAAAGAUUUGAAUAUCUAUUCCAGUUACGUUGUGGCAACUUGGGGGAAUAUGUAGGCAAAUUCUUUCUUAAUAUGCGAGUAUACAAAUAGCACCUGUACUAAAAUAUUAAAUGCCUUCUGUGUUGUUAUACUUCCCUGUUUGUACCUGACACCACAGUUAAAAACAAAACCUUUGUUUUUCAUUAUAAUUGCCAUUAACUGGACUUUUUUAAUAAGUGCAUACAUAGGUAACUGCCUAUCACUCAUUCGCUUACGCACUCUUUCUUUGACUAGCAAAUGUGCUGUCAUGGACUAAUUUACAGCAUCUCAUUACUCUAAAAGGAAGAUGUGUUGAGCUAACUGACAUUAAAGUUUUUUUAUA
Molecule: messenger RNA, 2973 nt
Organism: Cyprinus carpio (common carp)
Lineage: Eukaryota; Metazoa; Chordata; Actinopteri; Cypriniformes; Cyprinidae
Gene: eefsec
Product: eukaryotic elongation factor, selenocysteine-tRNA specific
Biological process (GO): selenocysteine incorporation
Molecular function (GO): GTPase activity; GTP binding; translation elongation factor activity
Source: RefSeq, a predicted model, not a curated record